GACUUGCAGCGUUUCUGAAGGAUGAACGGUGUCUUGCACUGCUGCAGGCUGUGGAUGCUCGCUUCACUGCUGCUGGACUGCACCAGACACUGUAGCAGCUUCAGAUGGGGCGGAAAUGGCGUGUGAGCAAAACGAUUUUGAUCAUCCAGCUGAUAUGUACCAAGUCUACUCAGCAUAGAUCUAGCUGAACAAUGACAGAAGAGCAGGAUGUAGUUGAUGUACCGUCGGAGAGCAAGACGACCAAAAGACGCAGAGAUAAAGUACAAUCCUACGCAAACAGACAAGGCGAAGAGAUUGCGCAACUGCCACAGAAGCGAUACUACCGCCAACGCGCCCAUGCCAAUCCAUUCUCUGAUCAUGCACUCGUCUAUCCCGUGAGUCCAGAGACAAUGGACUGGUCUGCGCUCUAUCCAAAAGCUGGCGAGCGACAGGUGGAAAUUGCGGAUGUUGGGUGUGGGUUUGGUGGAUUGCUGGUUGCUUUGGCGCCGCACUUCCAGGACUCCCUGAUCCUCGGUAUGGAGAUUCGUGCACAAGUCACAGACUACGUGCAUGAGCGAAUUCGUGCAUUGCGGCAUCAAGAGCAAUCAACAGGCACAUAUGACAAUAUCGCUGUGCUUCGAGCGAAUAGUAUGAAGUUUCUACCAAACUUCUUCCGAAAGGCACAGCUGAGCAAGAUCUUCUUUUGCUUCCCAGAUCCACACUUCAAGGCGCGAAAGCACAAAGCGCGGAUUGUGACACCGACGCUGUUGGCGGAGUAUGCGUUUGUUUUGCGUGAAGGCGGGAUUGUGUAUACCAUUACGGAUGUGCUGCAAUUACAUUUGUGGAUGAAGCGCCAUUUGGAUGAGCAUCCGUUAUUUGAACGGCUGACGGAGGCGGAGGAGGCUGCUGAUGUGUGUGUGCAGGAGAUGCUGGUUAAGACGGAGGAAGGCAAGAAGGUGGAGCGCAAUGAGGGGGACAAGUACGUGGCAUGUUAUCGUCGCCUGCCGAAUCACUAGCAAUCCCAGUACGAGCCUUGAUAGCUCUGUCAAUAGGCCCAAAGCUAGCGACGUGGUCUUCCAAGAAGCUGCGACGUGUUCCCCCGCCAAGGACGCGCUUGUGCCAGAUUUUUGU
Protomyces lactucae-debilis is the source of this 1110-nucleotide messenger RNA. RefSeq names its product tRNA methyltransferase. The record is from RefSeq and is a predicted model, not a curated record. Gene Ontology annotation, cellular component: tRNA methyltransferase complex. Bases 192 to 995 code for a protein of 267 amino acids. Gene Ontology annotation, biological process: tRNA methylation; RNA (guanine-N7)-methylation. Gene Ontology annotation, molecular function: tRNA (guanine(46)-N7)-methyltransferase activity. The transcript has a single exon. Lineage: Eukaryota; Fungi; Ascomycota; Taphrinomycetes; Taphrinales; Protomycetaceae.